Molecule: messenger RNA, 551 nt
Organism: Moneuplotes crassus
Lineage: Eukaryota; Ciliophora; Spirotrichea; Euplotida; Euplotidae
Source: the annotation of a GenBank genome assembly
UUGUUUUUAUGAGAAGUACCCCGUAGAGGGGUUUAAGUAUGUAGUGGUCAAGGAGGAGAAGUACUGGUAUGGACAUGUGGUUUGAGUAGAGGAAUGAUCCAAGAUGGAGAUAGGGGGUUAUAGUGAAAGUGUUAGGGUGCAGGAGGGGAGGAAUAGUGAGGGAAUGGAGAAGGAUUGUGAGAAAAAGUAUAGAAUUUUUAAAUAAAAAGACUCCUAGGUUGGAUUUUAACUCUUUGAGUACUCAAAGUAGUAAUCAGAGGUUUCCAAAGAAGGUUAUCCGGAAGAGAAUGAGACCCUAAUACCGAUUUUGAGUACAAAAAUCCUAUCAGAGAGAGUAAAAAUGAGCAUCUUACCAAUAUAAGACUUAGAAUGAAGACAUUUAAUAAAACAAAGAGCAGAGAUUUGUUAUGAGACACAGAUAGUCCUUUCAGGACGAAAAAGAAACAUAUAUUUUCCAGUUCUGACUCAGAAUAAAGUGUGCAACUUAUUAAAACUUCUGAUCUGAUUUCCAUCUUAGCAGGCACCAAAAUAUGACCAUUCAAUAAUUUAAC